Molecule: messenger RNA, 2120 nt
Organism: Nannospalax galili (Upper Galilee mountains blind mole rat)
Lineage: Eukaryota; Metazoa; Chordata; Mammalia; Rodentia; Spalacidae
Gene: Oat
Product: ornithine aminotransferase
Exons: 11
Coding region: 221-1540 (439 amino acids)
Cellular component (GO): cytoplasm
Molecular function (GO): L-ornithine transaminase activity; identical protein binding; pyridoxal phosphate binding
Source: RefSeq, a predicted model, not a curated record
UGGGCGACGAGCACGGCCGGGGGGCGGGGCGGUCGCGUCGCCUUAAGCUGUGUCCCCGCGCUGGCUCCCGGGCGGAGGUACGCGCUGCGGACGUCGUCAGGAGUUAUUGGACCCUCUCAAGACUGUUCCUGGAUCUUGGGUUACAAAUCUGUAUUCUGGUCUGAACUGUGGGAAGAAAGAAUAGUGCUCUUUGCUUUGCUCUUCCUGGAGGAACCACACAAUGUUUUCCAAACUAGCACGUUUGCAGGCUGCGGCCAUUCUUUGUCGAGGAGUUCACUCUUCAGUGACUUCUGCUGCAUCUGUGGCAACUAAAAAGACAGUCCAAGGCCCUCCAUCCUCCGACUACAUUUUUGAAAGGGAAUCUAAGUAUGGUGCACACAAUUACCACCCUUUACCUGUAGCCCUGGAGAGAGGAAAAGGUAUCUAUGUUUGGGAUGUGGAAGGCAGGCAGUACUUUGACUUCCUGAGUGCUUAUGGUGCUGUCAGCCAAGGGCAUUGCCAUCCCAAGAUUGUGGCUGCCAUGAAGAGUCAGAUGGACAAGCUGACCUUAACGUCUCGGGCUUUCUACAAUAAUGUGCUCGGUGAAUAUGAGGAGUACAUUACAAAGCUUUUCAACUACCACAAAGUUCUUCCUAUGAAUACAGGAGUGGAGGCUGGAGAGACUGCCUGUAAGCUCGCUCGUCGUUGGGGCUACACUGUGAAAGGCAUUCAGAAAUACAAAGCCAAGAUUAUUUUUGCAGCUGGAAACUUCUGGGGCCGAACACUGUCUGCAGUCUCCAGUUCCACAGACCCAACCAGUUAUGAAGGCUUUGGACCUUUCAUGCCGGGCUUUGAAAUCAUCCCAUAUAAUGAUCUGCCUGCACUUGAGCGUGCACUUCAGGAUCCCAAUGUUGCUGCCUUCAUGGUUGAACCAAUUCAGGGUGAAGCUGGUGUUGUUGUUCCAGAUCCAGGAUACCUAACAGGAGUGCGGGAACUCUGCACCAGGCACCAGGUCCUGUUUAUUGCUGAUGAAAUACAGACGGGGUUGUCCAGAACUGGUCGAUGGCUGGCUGUUGAUCAUGAGAAUGUCAGACCUGACAUGGUUCUUCUUGGGAAGGCCCUUUCUGGUGGCCUGUAUCCUGUGUCUGCAGUGCUGUGUGAUGAUGAGAUAAUGCUGACUAUUAAACCAGGGGAACAUGGGUCAACGUACGGUGGAAAUCCACUAGGCUGCCGAGUGGCCAUUGCAGCCCUUGAGGUGUUGGAAGAAGAGAAGCUUGCUGAAAAUGCAGACAAGAUGGGUGCUAUCCUGAGGAAGGAGCUCAUGAAGCUGCCCUCCGAUGUGGUGACUGCUGUGAGAGGAAAAGGACUGCUGAAUGCCAUUGUCAUUAGAGAAACCAAAGAUUGUGAUGCUUGGAAGGUGUGUCUGCGACUCCGAGAUAAUGGGCUUCUAGCCAAGCCAACCCACGGUGAUAUCAUCAGGUUUGCCCCUCCACUCGUGAUCAAGGAGGAUGAAAUCCGGGAGUCCGUGGAAAUCAUUAACAAGACCAUCCUGUCCUUCUGAGAAUGGGAACUGCCCAGUGGCCCCAGGAGCUGCCUGGAGACUGGGGUCUGGUGAAGCUCUUCUUUCAACAGGGCAGAUUCCACCCCCAUGUCUUGAAAGAUAUUUUUUUUAAUAUGUAUAUUUUUCAGUUGAUGCAUAAUAAGUGACAUUUAUGGACCUGCAGCUGGCUGUGUAACAUUAGUAUGAGAGUGAGUGGCAUCUGUGUUCGGUUAUGUUUUUGACUGUGAGUACUUUCAGAGGUGAAGUGUAUCUGUCUGUAUACAGAGAGCCUUCAAAUCCAGGCCUUCAGUAUAAUUUGCAUAAGUUUUUAUAAUUUCCUUGCUGGUAUAAAUGUUUUAUAUUUAGAUUUGCUUAAACUUAUACAGUUGAAUCAUAAUCAUUGAACGUUAGAUAAUUAAAGGUUAAGCCUAUGUAAAAUACUAGAUUUUAGUAAACUUUGUAUUGGCCAAUACCAGAGUAUAUUCUAUAGAUUCUAAGAAUUCAUUCCUAAAUUACAUUUUAAGUGCUUGAUUGCAAUUUGUAAAACAUGUUUAUUUUCAGUAUUUCUUUGAAUAAAGCUUAGUUUUCCUUUUUACCCAAA